GAAGUGCGUUGUCACCUAAUUAUGCGUGGGCGGGGCGACUGUCCAAAUGAAAGGUUGGCGGCCCAACAGAGAGCAGCGGGCGGCCAAGGCGGCGGCCAAGGCGGCGGCGGCGGAGGAGAAGGCGGUGACGGCGGCCAAGCGUACGGCCAAGCGAGAGCGGGACAAGGAGCUCUGGGAGCAGCACCGGGCGGCGACGGCGGCCAAGGCGGCGGCCAAGCGAGAGCGGUACAAGGAGCUCUGGGAGCAGCACCGGGCGGCCAAGGCGGCCAAGAUUGAGCAGGACAAGGCGCUGGCGUGGGGGCCAUGUCUUGAGCGGGGCCGGGCGCCUACUCUGUCCUUUUCCAUUGGAGCAGAUCAACAUAAUCAUUUCAACGCAUGUUGCAUGAGCUAUCCCUGAGCUAGUCUUAUGUUUAGGAUGGUUGUUGGCGGGUGAUGAGGUGUGGUGUAGGCGUUUGUGCGUACCUGGAUGUAGGAGGCGGAGGCGCAACCCCAGUUGACACGCCGUCCUGAAUCCAAGUCUGUCGACGAGGGGAUGCUGCUUCGGCGGUUGAUAGCCCCUAUACACCCCGUCA
This is a messenger RNA of Chlamydomonas reinhardtii, 572 nucleotides long. RefSeq lists its product as uncharacterized. NCBI's taxonomy places the organism in Eukaryota, Viridiplantae, Chlorophyta, Chlorophyceae, Chlamydomonadales, Chlamydomonadaceae. The coding region runs from base 47 to 397 and encodes 116 amino acids. The transcript is spliced from 3 exons. The record is from RefSeq and is a predicted model, not a curated record.